This is a messenger RNA of Microplitis mediator, 1350 nucleotides long. RefSeq lists its product as uncharacterized. Gene Ontology annotation, molecular function: olfactory receptor activity; odorant binding. The coding region runs from base 113 to 1249 and encodes 378 amino acids. NCBI's taxonomy places the organism in Eukaryota, Metazoa, Arthropoda, Insecta, Hymenoptera, Braconidae. The record is from RefSeq and is a predicted model, not a curated record. Gene Ontology annotation, biological process: detection of chemical stimulus involved in sensory perception of smell; sensory perception of smell. The transcript has 6 exons. Gene Ontology annotation, cellular component: plasma membrane.
UUCAUUAGACAACUUCCGCAUCGGUCAUUAUUAAUGCAAGAUUUUCCUACCCGCGGAGCCGCUUUGUCUGGCGCAUUUCUGAUCGAAGUGCCAGUGCAAUCCCGAUAUAGACAUGAAACUAUCAACGCAUACAAAGGGUUACAAAGUAACUCCUGAAGGCGCUGUUAAUUUUAUUAGAGUGACAGUAUAUUUAACUUGUAUAUCAUUUCCAUUGACAGAGAGAACCAAAGUCCGCAUUAAGUACGAAAUAUUAUUAUGGCUAUCAAUAGUUUUAUCGAUUUUUCUAUUUGCGCCACUACUUGUCUCUAUCAUUAAAUACUCAGACAACACAUUUAUCGUCCUGAGAUCUUUCCUUCUUAUGUCGGCGAUAACUAAUUUUGUUAUCAAGGUCAUUAUUGUGAGGAUUUAUCACAAAGAUCUACAGCAACUUGGAUCGGCAUUAAACGAGUUUUUAGAAAAAGCGAAUGAGAGUGAAAGAGUAAUUCUGCAAAAAUAUGUUGAUCAUACCUGGAAAUUUCAUGGAUUUAUAACGUGCAGUUACUAUGUGACUUCAACUGCUCUUAUGAUAGGGCCGCUAAUUUUGCCGCAGAAAUUUCCUACUGACGCAGUUUAUCCAUUUCCUGUUGAUAAUCCAAUUAUUUCACUGAUCGUUUACUUGCAUCAGUGCGCGGUCGGGUAUCAGUGCUCAGCUGGAAUGGCUUUGGAUUGUCAGAUUGCUUUAUUUCUCUGGUAUCUGAGUGCCAGAUUCGAAAUACUGAUUUUGGAAGCAAAAAAUAUUGCGAGUGUUGACGAAUUGCGAAACUAUGUUAGAAAACAUCAGAAAAUCCUCUUAUACGCUAAUGAAUUGAUUCGGCCAACACGAUUAAUAGCUUUUGUGACAGUAGUUAUGACCAAAAUUGGAAUGAUCGUUUGUGGUAUUGUUUUGAUAUCAGAUGAACCUUUUGUGAUUAAAAUUCAAUUCGCAAUGUUGGUUAUCGUUACAACCAUUAAUAUUUAUGUAAGCACUUGGGCCGCAGAUAAUUUGAUAACUGUCUCAAGCACCGCGAUGUCAAAUGCAAUUUUUGAAACAUCAUGGACACAUAAGCCAAAACUGAGAAAUCUCUUGCAAGUAAUAAUCCAUAGGACUCAAAAACCUGUUGUUAUCAACAUCCCCGGUCUUCUUGAAACCUUGUCCAACGAAUACUACGCUCAGUUUCUCUCAGCAGCAUUUUCCUACUUCGCAGCAGCACGAGUCGUCCUCGAUUCUUAAAUUUGCCUGCCUCUUCAAACUCAUACCCAGAAUAUAUAUUUUGUUUAAAUAUCGCUGUAGAUAUAUAUAUCUAAUAAAUUUGCUAAUAAAAAAGUUUAGAU